CUGCGCUCUUCUCCUCUAUCAGAGCGCGAGCUGCAUCUAUAGUCCUGUCUCUCUGAGAUCAUUAUCAGUCACGGCAACGGGUCGCAACACACACGGAUCUAGAGCGAGCGAACAGAACACCUUCUAAUUUCGACCCACCGCCAACCGGGGAGGGGAAACGAUCGAAAACACCAGUCUUCUGCUCAACAACACGUCUACCAUUUUUACGCAUGUAACCACGAUCUCUCCAGUGACGUUACCGUUGGAUGUGGGGUUGGAGGCUACUCGGAUACAAUCUGCUAGUUUAUUUUCACUGCAGUAAAACGGUUUGCUCCGAUCCUCCCCCCGAGUCACGGAUUUGAGAGGGAAGCAGCACUAUGCUGCUGGCCGACUGACCAGCCACUGAUACGGCGAGGGGAUCUCUGCAGUGGACCUGUGAAUGUGCGUAGUUUACCCGCAUGCAAAGUUUAGCCUAUUAGCAUCACGCGCUAUAUUUCACAGAAAAAGGAAAUCUUCUAUUUUUGUGAACAUGUUCAUUUGAUUAUUAGAUCGGCUAUAAUUAUUUUUUGGGUGGCUGUUUUCAGCGCACUGUUGUGUUGACGCCAUUUUCCUCGGGUUUUUCUAUAAAAAUAUUCUUGCACCAUUUGACAGCUAUCCAGGACGCUGUCAGUGCAUACGGCAGGUUCUGUACAUGUGACUACAUGGAUUUUAAAUGAUCUUGAUAACAUAUUUACACGAUAGACUCGAGUGUUCGAAAACAUUGGACAUGGUUUGGCCUUGUUGGAUUACAUGUGUUCCUGUGGGAGAACCAAUCCAGAAGCAGUAGCUAACGUUCCUAAGGCAACCCACUCUGACGGACAGCCACUCUCUGCAAACCUAUUGGCUAGCUGCCGCUGCUCUCUGGAUCCUGACUGGUUCUGGCGGGAGCGUGGAUGGAGUCUAGGGAUCUGGUUAGCUCAGCCCGACCUAAGGAGGUGGAAUUAGGAGGUGGAAGGGCUGAGCCUGAAGAGCAAGAAGAGGAAAGGGCGGGUCUGGGGCCUGCGUUGCGGGGUGAUGAGGUCAUUGGUGAUGUGAUGGGUGAGCGCUGGGGGUCCCAGGGGGAAGGGGAGGGGCUAGAGGAGCAGGAGUUCUCCAUUAAAGAAGCCAGCUUCCAGGAGGGGAGUCUGAAGCUGAAGAUCCAGACCACCAAACGCACCAAGAAGCCCCCCAAGAGUCUAGAGAACUACAUCUGUCCCCCGGAGAUCCGGAUGACCAUCAGGCCCCCCUCAGGGGAGGGCCGAGGGGGCCGGCUAGGGGGCCGUGCAGCACAGGACAAGGGACCCCCUAGGAAGAGGACCUAUGAGAGACCCUUCAGAGCAGCAGAACCUAAAGAGGGGGGGCUACUGCAACUACUUGGGGAUGUCACCCCCCCGAAACACCAGUCCAAGCCCUCUAUCCUGCACACCACACCACUGCCCCCACACACACUCACACACCAACCCCAACAGCAACACACAAAGCCACCACAACUCACUCACCAACAUACACACAGUCCAGCCUGGGCCACACCUCCCUCCGCAUCCCCAGCCAAUCCAGGCCAUACUGAGUCUAGCAGAGAACCAGCAGGAGCCAAUAGGAGCCCUCUCUCUGAUCUGGCCCCUUCCUUCCUCAAACCUCCAAUGAAGAGAGUCCCAGGAAGCCCCUCUCCUCGCUCUUUCAGCCCCUCUCCCCAACGACCCCUGAGCCCUGAUCCCGUGUUGCCUGUAGUAACGGACGCCAGCAUUCUGAACCUGACCUCUCUCUCCAGAGGACGGGGCUUACAGGAGGUCAGUGAGCAGCUAUUUGGAAACAUCAAGAGGAAGUAUGGCAGGAAGGACCCCCAGAGGACUCUGGGUAAUACCCACAAUGCUGAGUUGCCAUGGGGGAGGAUGGCAGAGAAAGAUGCGGAGAGUCUGAUAGUUCUGGAUGAAAGGCAGAAGUACAGGAGGGAGGAGACCCCUGAGCUGGAGAGAGAAGAGAGGGAGAGCAUAGGGAGGACAAGAAAGGAGGAGGAGAGGGAGAUGCCAACGCUUGGUGCUCCUAAACUGAUGGAGGAGGGAAUAGGGAGGAAAAGGAGGAGGAGGCGGUGUCUCCAGGAGUCACUCACCCAGGAAGACCAAUCAGAACAGCUGCAGGGCACUGACAUCACAGAGAGGAGCAAAUCAGGGCCUCCAGAGCCCAAAGUGGCCCACAAGAUGGAAGGCAACAAGAUGGAGUCUCAUAAAAGAGAGUCCCACAAGAUGGACUCCCACAAGAGUGAAUCUCGGUCAGGACGGGGUGAGGAGGGUGGCCAGCUUGAGGCAGACGGGGACAGAGGAGAGAGAGGGGAGAAAGGUGAAAGAGCAGAUAAGGGAGAGAGAACAGAAAUAGGAGAGCGAACAGAGAUAGGUGAGAGAGCGGAGAAAGGAGUGAGGGUGAUGAGUGGGGCCAACAUGGAAUCAGCCAUGAUCCAGAGCUGGGUGAGGAAGAACCCAGUUGGCCAUCCUAGAUCAGCCACAGAUCCCCACAAACACCCUGAUCCUAACCCUAGCCCCAGACUGCCUAGCCCUAACCCCAACCAUAUCCCUAGUUCAAGAUCCACUCUCAACCCUAACUCUAGACCGCCCAACCUAAGCCCCAUAUUUAACCCUAACCCCAACACUAGCCUAAAACCCAGCCCUAACCCCAGCCCCAGCCUCCCCAAGACCAAGGACCGGUGGUCCUACCUGAAGUCCCGAAGCCCCCCCAACCUAGUCCAGAGGGAGAGUGGCCGCAACCCCCUGUCAACUAUGUGUGAGCCCCCCUCUGCCUUCCCCAUCACCCCCUCCAGCCCCCUGUACACCAACACAGACAGUCUGACUGUCCACACCCCCGCCAAGCGCAAACGAGGUCGUCCCAAAAAACAACCCCUGCUCACUGUGGAAACCAUCCAUGAGGGCACCUCCACCUCCCCCCUGAGCCCUCUGGCCCGGGACAGCCCUGCUGGGCUCAGCCGUAGGAGAAAGACCACGCUAUCCCAAAUCGCAUCUGGUUCCACUAGCCCCAAUGCUAAUGAGUUGAAACUGAAGCGCGGUGAGGGUGCCCAUGUCAGGCCGGUGAAGAGGCUGAAGCUGGGGAAGGUACAGAGCAUCCUGAAUGAGAUCCUAUCAUGCUCCAGCCAACAUGGCAGCCUGGCGCUGAAGUCCGCCUCGGCUCCGAUCUCUUCCGCCAUGACGGUCAUGGCCUCUACCAUUGAGGCUCGUCUGGGGAAGCAGAUCAACGUCAGUAAAAGAGGAACCAUCUAUAUCGGGAAGAAGAGGGGGAGGAAGCCGCGCUCUGACACCCAAACCCUUCCCCCCAGAGGUGGGGGGGCCAAGCCCCCUGUGCCUGCCUCCAUGUCCAGCCUGUACAACAGACUCCUAGUGCCUUCCUCCCCCCCUCUCAGCUCCAGUACCCUCCUCCUCAGACCCCACACCCUGUCCUCUCUGUGCCACCCCGGCGCUCACGGCCCCCACUCUGACGCCACCAUGCCCAGCCUGCAGCCCAUCAGUGCCCUGCCCUCUAAACCCCCAGGCAGGGGGCUACUGGGGGCCGGCUGGAAGCUCUCUCCCCCGCGCCUUCUAGCCAACUCUCCGUCCCACCUAUCUGAGGGGGCGGCGUCCAUCAAGGAGGUGACGCUGUCACCCAUCAGCGAAUCACACAGCGAGGAGACUAUUCCCAGCGACAGCGGCAUAGGGACGGACAACAACAGCACCUCUGACCAGACAGAGAAGGGAACCAACGCACGACGCAGGUACUCGUUUGACCUGUGUGGGUUUGAGGCUGCGGAGUCUGCCGUUCUGGAGGCCUCCAGUCGCGGCAGUAGGGGUCGCUGUGAGCAGCCGGCAGUGGUGGACAACUUCCUGUCCCAGCAGGAGAAGAAGCAGAAACACCGCAGGAAGAGGAAGUGCCUGCAGAGCAGAGACCACCUGAACUUCCUGUCUGAGCUAGAAGAGGUGGUGGUAAAGCUGCAGCAGCUACAUGUGUCUCACCGACGCUACGCCUCCUGCUACCCCCAGCACCCCUACCCCUCCAUCUUCCGCCUCAACUUCCACCAUCACUACUACCCCUUGACCUAUGACCCCUACCCCUGUGAUCCCGCCCCGUACCUUCGCAGGACCGCCGAGCUCAAGGCCAAGAGGAGGCGCGGCCGGCCCGCCAAAACCAGCGAGCCAAUCACAUCCAAGCUGCCUUUUGUCCAGGGGUUUGGGUAUCCGCUGGCGGGGGGGAACUACUAUGCACCAUAUGCCAUGCCUUAUGCCCCGCCUCUGAGCCUGGGCUACUACGCCACAUCACCCUACCUUCCCCACGGUCCUUCACCACCCUCCCCCUUCAUGAGGCCUGCCGUCCCCCCUCCGAAGUUCCACUCUGGGGGCCACUCCAAGCUCCAGGCAUCUAGCGGCCCACUGCAGGGCUCCUCUGGUCGGGGAGAAGGACUGGGAUCACUGGGUGGUGGAGGUCUUGGAGGGGUGAGGCUCCACAAGAGGAAACACAAGCACAAACACAAACAUAAGGAAGAGACCAACCUCCUCUCACCCCAUGACAGACAGGAGCUGGGCGGGCUCUUCAGCGGUGCCAAGACCAAUGGGCUGCUCAACCUGCUGACUGACAGGUGGGAGAUGACCAACCAGAAGCGUCAUGAGAAGCAGAGGGGGGGUGGGAGAGGCUCUAGAGGGGGAUCCAGGGGAGCGAUGUUUGAGUCGAACCCUCUCUCUUCUCUCUCUAUGGACCAUGUCCAGUUCCGCCAACGCACACCCGGAGAGCCAGUGAGCAGCUUCGUGAGCAACUACAGCAGCCAAUCACUGCGGCCAGAUUUGACCUCUGACCUUUUCAGAUUGCGGGAGGAGAAGGAGGAGGGCAGUGGGCAUGGCAGAAGGAGGGGCUUAGCAGUGUUCGGAGAGGAAGGGGUGAUGUCGUUCCACAAUGCCAGGAAAGAGAAGAUCCAUGAAAGAGAAAAGUCCUUCCACAGUUCCAGCCCCACUCUAACAGGUGUUCCAGGUAAGAGGAGGUAUAAGCGUCAUGAGGUGGAACAGAUCCACGGUGAGGUCAGGAGGAUGUGUUCUCUCAACACUCAGAGGAGCUUUGAGCACGUGCAGAAGAUCCUGCGUGUGAAGCGUCUCCAGCGCCAGGCCAAGACCGGCAACAACGUUGUCAAAAGGCGACCUGGUCGCCCCCGGAAACACCCCAUUGAUGAAUUUGAACCCAACAAUUACGGGAGCGACAUAGGGAGGGGCUUCGGGAUGCCGGUGCUGGAAAGGUGUGUGGACCUACCGGGCAAGCGGAGCUUAAGACCAAGUCCCGCCCCCCAGCCUCUGGAGUUUUCCAAUCACGACUCAAUCUCAGUGGCUAUUGAGACGGUAGUUCACAGAGCACGUUCUCUGGCGCCCCCACCGACCAGAGGAGGGAAACGCAGGGGUAGACCCAGGAAGGAAGAGGGAGGGGAUAUGGCGUUUCAUUAGCUAAUCAGACAGCAGGACAGUUGCAGAUACAGAUGAGCUCUGACCUAUCAGAGAGCUGGUAAGAGGAGCUAACACUGGCCUUAGCAGCCAAAACAGACGUCAAUUCUGGGACCUCUGUGCACUUUGACCUAUUGGCCUGUCUGUUUCUCUUCUAUGAUUGGAUGUAAGGAGUGUGACUGCAGUAGGUCUCUGGAGUAACAUUAGAAGAGCAACAGUGUUGCACUCUGAACGAGUGUUCCUUCUGAAGGCGGACAAUGACACUUACCAUACAUGUAUGUGAAACAAUGAUGCGUAUGGUACUUUAAUAUGAUACUGUAUGGUACUUUAUGGUACAAUAUCUGAUACUAUAUGGCACUAUUUGAUAAGGUACUGUAUGAUACUAUGGUACUAUACGGUAUGAAAUACAAUGGUACUUUAUGAUAGUCUUUAUCUGAAUGUGGCAUUAGCUACACCUUUACCAGCAGACGGGGGGUGGUGAUUGGUUAAUAUGAUAUUGUGCAGCUCUGCUUAGUUUUGCCCCCCCUGCCGCAGAGAUACUAUAAAGGCAAUAUGCUGUACUGAGCCUCCCUGGCCUUUACAGCUAUGAUCUAACUGUACAUAGGAACAUACUCCACUUUUACCCGCCUUUUACCCCGCAGAAUACAGUCCAUUUACAUGUACUGGAACAUAUCAAACUGAAAUGUUGUACCAUAGGCCAUAAAUGUUGGGAUUGUGGUUUUAUAACCAAAAAUAGACCUGGAUGUGACUCAAGACAUGUUUGUUUUCAGACUGAAGGAACCACAUCUAUUCAUUCAUUUAUUCUGUGUAUAUAAGAAGGUCAUCACAUACAUGGGAAUAUCAGGGGUGUUUUGUGAAACCUUAAAGGUCAACUUUGGGCAAAAACGCAAAGAUAACAGCUUUUAACUGUAUAACUGAUCAAUGCUCCAUCAUACCAGGUCAUUUAAUGCAACAACAAAAAAUAUAUAGAUAAGAUAUUUGGCUAAAGAAGUGCCAUUUCCUACCGAUCUCUACAGCUUCUGUCCAAAAACAAAUCCUGUGAAAUGACUUCUACACAUGGAGGAGAUACUGGCUAGCUACAGUGGCUAGCUUAGCUAACAAACUAGCUACGUUGGUCGCAGCGUAAGAACAGAAUGACAACCAAACCACCAGAUGAACAACCAAACCACCAACACCCCAUUUCUGUUUGAAAAUUGAGAAAGAGGCAGGGUUGGACCAUUUUUUUUGCCCAAUGUCGACCUUUAAAGUUGGUUUUAAUUUGCUAUAUAAACAUUCACUUACAUUUAAUCAAGUCAGCACUUACAUGCUUGUUCUAGCCUUACAAUUUGGCCUUGACUUCAUUGGUGGACAUCCAUUCAGAAACGUCCAUUAAUUUAAACUAUUUGAAUAUGCAGGAUGCUCAGCCAAUGGCGUCAAACCUAAGCCCAAGCCUGAGAUUUGAUUGGACAGUGAAGAUGGAGGAGGACUAAUGAUCAGUGUGUGGUACUCUGAUGGUUUCUAUCUGAGUAGUGGUAGGAAAACAACAUGAGUAGUGUUAGAAAAACAACAAUUCAUUAUUGGAAUAGGGAACCAAAGCCUCAGAGUUAUAUGUGUUUCACAGACUUGUCAGACAGCUGUGGAGUUGUCAGUGUUCUCAUUCUGCAGCUAAACACACAGGACAUUAGAUGCUAGCUAGCUAGAAUGUUUUCAAUAUUUCAUAAAAUAGCAGUAGGUACGUAUUUCAUUGGGACCUAUGUGUACUGUAAACUUGGGAAGCCUCUCCUCUCUCUGUGAGGGUCUUGUCAGCUCCAGCACUUCUGCACGUGCCUUAUGUUUGUUUCUUAAACCAUCACAUCUCAUUCUGUGGGAAUUCAAAAUGGCAGAGAAGUCACUGAGAUUGAAACCAAGUACUAAUGAUUGUGCAUUUUCGACACGUGUGUCUUAGCCACCACAACACGGACACUACCUAUGUCCCUUUGCAGCCAUACGUACAAAUGGCCUGAUUCCAUUUCAGGUUCCACGCCCCUUAUGCUCACCCUUGGCUCUUUGGAUUGAACAGAUAAAAGAGCUCUGUUAUGCACUCUAUUAGAGAGAAAGGUGGAUCCAUCACCAUGCAGUCUUUUCAUAUCUGAGCUGUGAGGAGCAGAGGUGGUAGGAGCCAGGGAAAGUGGACUUCAAUCUAAAUGGAACCAGGCCCCCCGGGCUGUGGGCGUGCAGGCUGUGCCAGGGAAGUUCUGGUGGGAACCAUGCUGUCUUACGUAGUUGUUUGCUAUGCAUCAGGUCUGGCCUGAGCUGUCUGAGGAGUCCACCCUUCCACAUAGACAAAUAAGUGUCUUAUUUACCCAAUAAAACAUGCAGUCAUGUAUCCAGAAGUGUGAAUAAUAUCAGUAAUAAUUUGUAAAGCGUUGUGCAGAAAGUGACUAUCAUUUCAUGUCAACUUUAGUGACUGCAGCUCCCUGCAGUGCUGCCUUAAUCAGAAGUCAAGCUCCAGUAGUGAAGUGUUUAUCUGUUGUAAAUAGUCUGUUCUGUUGUGUUCUGCCUGCAUGGAUACAAACUGGCCCCAGCUACAUAUGCUGGCAUAUCCCCUCAGACCAACCUAAGCCCAUCCUAGAAGACAGACCCAUCUUAGUCAACAUUAGACAUUAGAACCAGCAAUACCCCUUUAGUCAGUCUCUAUCCAUCAAUUAGAAUUUUCAUCAAACAGUCAUAGCAAGGUUAAGAUCCCAGGACCUGUGCCAGCCUAUGAUAAUGACUCUUGUUGCACUUCAGCCAAGACCAAGAACCCCCAUUGGCUAGCAGCUAUACUCCCCUCAGCCAAUGGGUGCCUAGUGCAGAAGUGUGUGUGUGCGUGUGUGUGUGUGUGCACAGAGGGCAUUACCAAACCACGUACUCAGACCACGUGCUCAGAGGGCAUUACCAAACCACGUACUCAGACCACGUGCUCAGAGGGCAUUACCAAAUAUACACCUGUUCUUGUCAGUGUGUGUGUCAGUUCUAGGCCACUUAGAGAGAGCAGAGACUGAACUGGAUCUCAUAACCUUUCACAGGAGGCCUACACCUUUCACAGGAGGCCUACACCUUUCACAGGAGGCCUGGAUCUCUCUAACCGGGUCUAGGGUCUGGGUGUCUGAGUGUGGUCUAGUGGUAGUCUAGGUUUGGUCUAAGGGGUCUAGAUGUGGUAUAGUUGCGGUCUAAGGGGUCUAAAGACUUCAAGCUUGGCAGCUCAGUAUUCCAUGGUUGGUCUCUGAUGUUGGAGUUAAGCCACUGGGAUCUGUCUGUUUCUCUACCAGCCGAUGUUCCGGUGCCUUCUACAGCUGACUAGUAUUGUCCUGAUCCUCUGCUUAACUACACACAGAGACCGACCGCAUGGUCCAGUACGGUCAAGUUGGGUUUUACAGUCCCUGUUGUGUACUGGAUUCUGUAUUCACUCUGGUCCAACUGUAUGGCUGGUAUGACUACAAGUAGAAGUUGCCCUUAACCACAGAUCCAGGAUCAGAUCACCCAACCCUAAAUCAUAACUUUCAUUAUCAGGGGGAUGAAAGAACAUCUGGUCCUGGAUCAGUGGUUAGGGAAGAGUUCUACCCCUUCACACUCAGACCAGUCUGACUAGUCCAAUACAGCCACUGGAGCUGAAUCAUACUGCAUGCGUCUCAAAUCACUCCCUACACCCUAAGUAGUGUACUACUACAGAAGACUAUAUGGAAAAUAUGGAGUUAUGUGAGAAGCAGCCACGGUCUCUACUAAUAUGUGUAGUCAUUAACAUAUAUGUUAUGUUUCUACGCUAAAAUGUUGUUCAAAGCUGAACAUGCAGAUGAAGCGUCGAUGAGGAAACCAAUAAAUGUACUUUGCAAGAGCACAAAGUGAGCUCUUAACUGUGUUGGCAUAUUUGAGUUUGUAUACAUAGUGUAUGUGAACCUUUUUACUAGAGUGGCUUUUCUUUUAUUUGCAUGCUCCACUUGAUUGUAUUCAUCAAUAUUUUAGACAAGCGGAGAAGUUGAAUUUCAAUUGAAUUUGGAGCAAGACUUGUACAUUGUUUGAUAUGUUUCUUUUUGUAAUGGAUUUUUAAUUCAUAAAGCAUUUUUGUACAUUGUAUGAAUAUAAAAAAUUGCAAAUAUUUGACAUAUAGAAAUAAGUAAAUACUUAGAUGGGCAUGCAUAUGCAUAUAUCCUUCUUAGUAUGUAUGUGUAAAUGUACACAUAUUUUGUAUUUGCCUUUGCUCAUAUACAGAUAUAUGUCAUAUGCAUACAUGCCAUGUAUAUGUAUAUCCAUGUCUGCUGGCAUGCUUCUGGUCAUGUUUACCUAUCAUGAUCUUGUAGUCUAUUUUUUUGAUUUCUUUUCUCUGAGGAAAAGCUUGUUCUUUUGCUACCGUUUUCCUGGCUGGCAGCAUUGGGCACUUAUUAAGAUGAAAUACAGUUGAACUUGUUCAUGUCAUUCAUUGUGUGAAAUAAUAAAUGAAUUUAUUGAAAGCU
Salvelinus fontinalis (brook trout) is the source of this 9898-nucleotide messenger RNA. RefSeq names its product SET-binding protein-like. The record is from RefSeq and is a predicted model, not a curated record. Bases 912 to 5453 code for a protein of 1513 amino acids. The transcript is spliced from 6 exons. Gene Ontology annotation, molecular function: DNA binding. NCBI's taxonomy places the organism in Eukaryota, Metazoa, Chordata, Actinopteri, Salmoniformes, Salmonidae.